AUGCUAGCGUCCAUCGGCCUUUCCCUGCUAGGCGUGGCCUUCUUCGCCCUACUAUGGCCCGUCAUCGACUUCCUCCGCGACCGUCGCGGCCUCCGCAAGUACCCGGUGCAGAACCUGCUGUCGGGGGUGACGACCCUCGCGUACAAUUGGGAGAUCGGCCGGCGGCACAAGACGCUGCGGACCCGUCGGCUGUACGAGGCGCACCAGGAAAAGGGCCCCAUCAUCCGCGUGGCCCCGGACUGGCUCUCGUUCGGCACCGCCGCCGCCGUCAAGGACAUCUACGGGCACAAGUCGCCGCUGCUCAAGAACGAAGUCUACUUCGCCCUCCAGGGAGAAGGGCAGCACCUCGCCAACAUGACGGACAAGGCGGCCCACGCUAGCCGCCGCCACCUCGUCGCCGCUUCCUACGCACCCAAGAACGUCGAAACGUGGGAGCCCAAGAUCGCCGACCUGGCCGGCGUCCUCGUCGCCAACAUGGACAAACUGUGCACUGCCCCGCUCCCCAAGGGCCUCUUGCCGGCGCCCCGCGACCUGCAGUUCGACGGCAGCCUCUGGGGCCUCCUCUUCGGUUUCGAGGGCGUCUGCCAGAUUGGCCUGAGCUUAAAGCUCGGCUUCAUCGAGCAGGGCUCCGAUGUCUUCACGCUCCGCCGGCCCGACGGCGGCUCCACAAAGAUCAACGCCAUCGAGACUCUUCAUGGCUACUAUGGGCCCGUGGCCAGCUUGAUCUGGGACACCAAGACCUUCAGCAUCCUCAAGCCCCUCUCCGGUAUCUUUUCUAAGUGGUACGCGAGGGGGCGCCAGGACCGCUUUGAUGCCGGGGAGCAGCUGGAUGACCUCUUCCAGGGAAUGCUCAAGGACCGACGGUCUGGUGAACGCCCCGACGUCAACCAGACCGAUAGGAUUGCCGAGAUGGAUCAGAUGUUUAACGGAGCGGUCGACGGGACGGGAAGCUCUCUCGUCAACACGCUCUACUAUAUCGUCAAGCACCCCGAGGCGUACAAGCGCGUUCGCGCCGAGAUUGACGAGGCCCUCGGCCCCGACGACGUCAUUGCUCCCUGGGACAAGGUGAAGAACCUCCCAUUCCUCAAGGCCUGCAUUGAUGAGGCCGGGCGCCUGGCACCCGGUGUCGCCGGCGACCUCCCGCGCAGAACUCCGCCCGGGAAGGACUACAUGGUUGCCGGUGUCGCUGUCCCAGGGGACACGAGCGUCAGCAUUUCGGCCUACACGGCCCAGCGCGAUCCCGUCAUCUUCCCCGAUCCCGAGGCCUUCAAGCCAGAAAGGUGGCUCAUCAAGGGCGACGACCAUCUCAAGAAGAUGCUGGACGUGUACCUCGUGUUCACCAUGGGCUCCAGGAUGUGCAUGGGUAAGAGCGUCACCGUCCUCAUCCAGUCCGUUUACCUGGCAACGCUCCUGCACAGGUACGAUUUCGCGUUGGCAAACCCGGAUUGGGUGCUGGAGAAGGUCGAAUUCUUCAACCAGUGGCCCAAAUCCAUGCCAAUGAAGAUCUGGAGGCGGGAGUGGCAGACGACCAACGGGGUGUCGGUGUGAGCACGCGUGGCAUCUCCAAAAGAGCUUCAGGCAAAUAUCCCCGAGUGGCCCACGCCGUGUCAGUCAACCGUGAUCAGCUGCAGUCUACGUGGAACGACGGGUCAAGCCGGGGAUUCGGAGAGCCGCUGUAAAUGCUGUAUUCGUCUCCUUGUAUUGAAGCCAUAGCGUGAUUCGAGGUCGUUUAGCAGUGCCCAGACUUUUGUCUUCUUG
Chaetomium fimeti is the source of this 1758-nucleotide messenger RNA. Its product is annotated as cytochrome P450 CYP5280A1P. The transcript is spliced from 3 exons. The record is from RefSeq and is a predicted model, not a curated record. Bases 1 to 1548 code for a protein of 515 amino acids. Gene Ontology annotation, molecular function: heme binding; monooxygenase activity; iron ion binding. NCBI's taxonomy places the organism in Eukaryota, Fungi, Ascomycota, Sordariomycetes, Sordariales, Chaetomiaceae.